Messenger RNA from Camponotus floridanus (Florida carpenter ant), 1244 nucleotides. Its product is annotated as odorant receptor 63a-like. Lineage: Eukaryota; Metazoa; Arthropoda; Insecta; Hymenoptera; Formicidae. The record is from RefSeq and is a predicted model, not a curated record. Bases 81 to 1244 code for a protein of 387 amino acids. Gene Ontology annotation, biological process: detection of chemical stimulus involved in sensory perception of smell; sensory perception of smell. The transcript is spliced from 9 exons. Gene Ontology annotation, cellular component: plasma membrane. Gene Ontology annotation, molecular function: olfactory receptor activity; odorant binding.
GAAAAAUAGUAAUAUAAAGGGAAAAGUUUUUAUAGACUAACGUGCACGUUUAGUUAUAUUUGAAAUAUUGGAACGUCUAAAUGGACUUAGAACAAUAUUAUAUACUGAAUCGUGUUCUUUUAUCUAUGAUUGGUCUUUGGCCAUAUGAUGAUUUCAAAGUUAGACAACUUCGUUUUAUAUUGACAUUAUUGACAUUGAUACUAUUUACUAGUGCUCAGUUAAUGAAAUUAUUCGUCUCGAAAUGCAAUUUGGAUCUUCUUGUAGAAAUAUUACCUUUUAAUAUGAUUUUUAUAGCAAUUUCUGUAAAGUAUGUCACAGUUUAUGUUAUGAUAAAAAAUAUAAAAGAAUUCCAGGAACGUCUUCAAAGAAACUGGUACGCUUUGACAGAUAAUCGAGAAAUUGACAUAAUACGCAAACAAGCGAUCAUUGGAAGAUUAUUUACAAUAGCUAUAAUAAUGUUCGCGUGUGGAAUAUUGUUCUCCUGCUUUAUUUUACAAUAUAUUUCAAUUUUACUCGAUAUUGUAAUACCUUUGAACGAAUCUCGUCCGCGUGAACUUUUAUUUCCCGCAGAAUAUUUUAUCGAUCAACAAAAAUACUUUCCUAUCGUAACAAUACAUGCAGGAAUUGGAUUAUUCGUUGUAACAAUAAGUAUAAUAGCUACCGAAUCAUUUUCACUUGCAAACGCAUUGCAUGCCUUCGGACUAUUUGAAAUCGCUAGUUAUCGCAUGAAACAUAUAUUAAGGAAAUCUGAUUCGCAGAUGUGUAUAACUAAACAAUAUAUUCGACACAGAAUAAUCGCUGCAGUGGAUUUCCAUAGAAGAGCAAUUGAAUAUUCUGAAUUGUUGAAAGCAAGUUUUGGACGAAUGUACUUGGUUCUUUUUGUGGUAAUGGUGUGCUCAACAAGCAUCAAUUUAUUUAACUUCUCUCGGACAAUAUCAUCAGAAAAAAUAUUGGAUAUGAUUAAAUGUAUCUUUUUUAUAAUCGUAUGUGUUGUAUGUUUAACUUUGGCUAAUUAUGCUGGUCAGAAAUUUAUUGAUUAUGAUACACAUUAUUAUCGAACCAUAUGCAAUACGAAAUGGUAUAAUGCUCCGUUAAAGACACAAAAACUAAUAUUGUUCUUGAUACAAAAGACUACAAAAUGCUAUAAAGUCGAUGCCGGUGGUAUGUUUAGUCCCUGUUUUGAAGGAUUAGCCACAAGUUUUAGUAUGACGAUUUCUUAUUUUAUGGUUCUUUCCUCCAUAUAA